Molecule: messenger RNA, 822 nt
Organism: Alternaria alternata
Lineage: Eukaryota; Fungi; Ascomycota; Dothideomycetes; Pleosporales; Pleosporaceae
Exons: 2
Coding region: 115-729 (204 amino acids)
Source: RefSeq, a predicted model, not a curated record
AGCCCACUGGAUAAAAAUCUAAGUCUGGGUCUGUCUGGUGUAUCCAACUCGUUCACUCCAAUCGACCCAAGCUUUACUGUAGAUGGGGUGUCGUACUUGGUCGAUGACAAUGACAUGCAACGAACGUUGAAUGAAAGCUUCUCAAGCACCAAGUGGUCUUCUCGUGGCUGGACCUUUCAAGAGUUCGUGCUUUCGCAUCGAGUCCUCCUGUUCCUUUCCGAAGACGUAGUCUUCUACUGUUCAAACGGUGUGGCGUGCGAGAGUAAAUCCUUUGGCGACGACUUAUAUAGAACGUUUUCACCGAUGGAGCAACCCGAUCUACAUCAAGAGUCCAGUAUUCAAAAUUGCGGCUUCCUGCAUAAACUGCCGAGGAAUGAUGCAACAUUGAUCGAGAUUAUAGAGCAGUAUGAAGGGAAUUAUAUUCAGCUACUCAGCUUCUAUAUCGGGAGAAAUUUGACGUACGAUACUGAUGUACUCAAUGCGUUCUCUGGGAUCAUCAACGCUCAAUCUGUUCUACUGGGCGACUUUGAAUCGGGAAUGCCACUGCGUUUGUUUGCAAGAGCGUUAUUCUUGUCGGUAACGCCCCAGUCCGGCCCACUAAGCCGGCGGAACGGAUUUCCUUCUUGGUCUUGGAUCGGCUGGAAACUCGAAGUCGGCUCUCCAAGGACUGUAUUAAAUGACGGCGGUUACAGACAUUUCCGGCAUCGUGGCUACUGGCCGCUUGUGUAGAUAUAUUCGCGCACUGAAUCUGGAAAUCUUGUCCUUCUUCUAGGCCCACUCGAUCCCCACAAUCGCAUCGAGGGAUAUUGUAGCCGCUCUAUC